Messenger RNA from Gamsiella multidivaricata, 3110 nucleotides. RefSeq names its product Sodium/hydrogen exchanger family-domain-containing protein. The record is from RefSeq and is a predicted model, not a curated record. NCBI's taxonomy places the organism in Eukaryota, Fungi, Mortierellomycota, Mortierellomycetes, Mortierellales, Mortierellaceae. Gene Ontology annotation, cellular component: membrane. Gene Ontology annotation, biological process: proton transmembrane transport. The transcript is spliced from 4 exons. Gene Ontology annotation, molecular function: antiporter activity. Bases 98 to 3067 code for a protein of 989 amino acids.
CCCAUGCUCGAGAAUUCCCCGCUUGAUCCGGUUCCAUCUUGACAAGACCCAUUUCUGAAAGAAGGUUGUACGACACACAUUUGACAGAUCAAGCAACAUGGGAUCUGGACCAGGAAGCGUUGUCACUGGUUUGAACCCGACAGCGAUCAACCCUUCAGACCCGUUUGUCCUCUUUGUUAUCCAGACUCUCAUUAUCGUUGGACUAUGCUAUCUCCUUCACUUUGGGCUCAAAAAGCUGAAGCAGCCCCGCGUCAUUUCAGAGGUCAUUGCGGGUAUCAUCCUUGGGCCCUCGGUCAUGGGACGUAUACCGGGUUUUGCCACUACCAUCUUCAACCCUACAAGUUUGCCGUACCUGAACCUUGUUUCGAACAUCGGUCUAGUCUUCUUCCUCUUCCUUGUCGGCCUGGAACUUGAUCCUUCCCAGGUGGUCAAACGUGCUCGAUUUGCCCUCGGCAUUUCGUUCGCAGGCAUGGCUCUCCCUCUCGGAGUCGGUGCGGCCGUCAGUUAUGUUCUCUAUGAGGAAUUGGGCCCGAACAGCACGGUCGGGUUUGGCCAGUUCCUGCUCUUCUGUGGCGUUGCCAUGUCCAUCACCGCAUUCCCAGUCUUGGCUCGUAUCCUUGCCGAGCAAAAGCUAUUGACAACCAAAGUUGGAUUUCUCACUAUCUGCGCCGGUGCAGUCGGAGACAUCGUUGCCUGGAUCCUCUUGGCCUUGGUAGUCGCGAUCAUCAACAGCGCUAGCAGAAUCACCCCGCUAUACGUCGUUCUCUUGUCGAUUGCCUGGAUCCUGAUUCUGGUCUUCCUGGUCCGCCCCCUGAUCAUCUUUUUGAUCAGGGUCACAAAAUCGCAAGACGAGCCUAGCCAAACUAUGAUGGCCUUCACCAUGGCCGUAGUAUUGGCCAGUGCCUUUGUGACCGAUAUCAUUGGUGUGCACUCCAUCUUUGGGUCCUUCCUUGUCGGUCUUAUCAUCCCCAACGAUACUGGUUUUGCUGAUGGAGUCACCAAGAGGAUCGAGGAUUUAGUCAGCGUUAUCUUCCUCCCGAUUUAUUUCGCCCUUUCCGGACUCAAGACUCAGAUCGGACUCUUAGACAACGGCAGGAUCUGGGGGUUGGUCAUCUUGACCACUUUCGUGGCGUGUUUUGGCAAGAUUGUCGGAUGCACCAGUGCUGCCAGGAUCCAGGGUAUGGAAUGGAGAGAGUCCUUUGCGAUCGGUGUCCUCAUGAACUGCAAGGGUCUCAUCGAGCUGAUUGUCCUGAACAUUGGAUACGAUGCCGGGGUCAUCAACGCCAAGGUCUUUGUGAUCAUGGUGAUGAUGUGUUUGAUUACGACCUGCAUGACCACGCCCAUGGUUACUUGGAUAUAUCCUCCCCACUACCAGCGUGCGGCCGCUUUGCGUGCACUAGCCAAGAUGAAAGCCAGCAAUGGAGACAUUGAGGAUCCGGAUUCAGCAGAACCCGUUAACUCCCAGAAGGCGAUCAUGUUGUGCCUAGACAAGAUUCAAAACAUGCCUGCAAUGAUGACAUUCCUGGAUAUGCUACAUCAUGCCGUACCCAAGCCCGAGGACUCCACCGCCAGCGGCUCGAGUCUCUCGGUCCCUAGUGCUCACGCACAUCCAGGACCCUCCGUUAACUUUGCUUCUGAGGCCCCAAGCACCGGACCUACACUUCUGGCUCUUCGCCUUCUGCACCUCACUGAGCGUAGCUCCUCAGUGUUGAUGGCUGCUACCGAACGUGCCGAGGUCCUGCGUCGUGAUACCCUUAUGGUUGUUUUCCAAGCCUUUGCCAAGCUAAACGGCAUUCUGAUUCAGCCCCGCAUGACUCUGUCCACCGACCCCGAUGACUUUGCGCAGAGCAUAUAUGAUGAGGCUGUGGAGAGUGGUACAGGAGUCAUCAUCUUUCCCUGGAACUCGACCUCACUCCCAGAUCCACCUUCUAACGCGUCGGACGACACCCAGAGCCUCGUCUUGUCGAAACCACUUGUCACUUCCAACACGCAGGUGGUCAGCCGCCUCUUGAACACGACUGCAAACACUGGUAUUGCAACUGCGGUAUUUGUCGACAGAGAAUUUGGUGGCUCCGGAAGCUUUGUGAAUAUUAUGGUCCCGCUCUACGGAUCCCGUGAUGACGAAGAGGCCCUGAAACUCGCCUCGGCCCUCAGUCACAACAAACUGUGCAACGUUUUGAUCGUUCGAAUUGAGACGGCACUCAGAUCCAAGGAGGCUGCCAGCGCCGAAGUUUAUGUGGACAUCGAUGCGCUAUCGAUCAAUUCUGAGCACGACUGUGACAACGAACCAAAAGAGCUGCCCGAGAACAACGAGAUUUUGAUUCAGGAGUACUUUGCCCAUCGCGCAUUCGGCAACGGCGAUAGACGAUCAAGCAAGAAGACCAAUACCGGGCCUUCGGGCGUUGGAGUCGAGGUCGGAGAAAGCAUCUUCGUGCACCAGGUUCCGACCGUUCAGGAUGCCAUUGGGCUUUCAAAAGCGGUUCUUGGCUCAAGAGAUCUUUUGGUACUCGGACGCGGAUCGACCAGCAAAAUUGGACGAUAUAGCUCUGCCGGUGCCAUUUAUGGCCAGGAUGCACCUGCGACCUACACUACCGGCUUCCAACAGCCCUCUACCGUUGGAACACCAGUGCACCAGAUUGAUAACCCGCUUGGAGAUAACAGCACUCAUCUCCGAGUUCGCAACACGCUUCGCCCCCAGCCCUCAUCGCGCGACCUGCAUUAUUCGACAUUGACAGUAUCGAACAUUUUGGGCGCCGCAGCCCAAUCAUACCUCUCGUCUGAGAUCUCAUGCUGCCUCAUGGCGGUUCAGUCGGGCAAAAGAUCUAGCGGUAUUGCUAUGUCCAGGAUUGCAUCCUCAAUUGGGCCUGGAUCUCUGGGCAUUCAACAUGAGAAGGAUACGAGUGCGAGCCAUGCACACCCAUAUGGCUUUGACAGUGAGCACUCGUUCCCGGUCGCCCUAGAGACUGAGGAGACACAGGCACAGCUGCAGGAACAAGGACAUGAACAGGAGUCAAAGCAAAAGCACCACGUUCGUAUCGCGAGCGACGACGGCGAGAAGCGAGCAUGAAUCCCUAAUAUCCCUCUUGUACAAAUAUGUAUUCAUUUUUCAA